AUGUUCUGUCUUUCCUCCCACUGCCAGAGGUCCGCUUGUUCGCUUGCUCUGUCCCGUCCGCAUACCACCGUCCGUUGUCAUGACGCCCAGGCAUUUUCCGCCACUUCCACUUCCCAGUCUGGCUUUCGCCACGCUCCUUCGUCAUGGCAGAUGACGCGCUCCGUUACCGUGGCAAGCUCCAGAAAAAGCUUGUCUGCUGUGCCUGCGCCAUGGCCAGAUCUGGUCUCUCGCACUCUUGUUCGUCGUACGCGCCUUGACAGACUGCAUUCCGCUGCCCGAUUAUCGAAGCUCGCAGGAUCGGCAAUUCCAACCCCAUACUCAUCUGUCAGACUAUUUUCGUCCAGGGCAGCCUGUGGCGCCAUGAAAGCUGAAGAUCCGAAUGGUAGUGCGGCUGGCAUUAUGGGCGCUGAAGACGCGUCGGUUCUGGACAAUGGUCAAAAUGAAGUCCCUCCCGGAAUGCCCGUGCAGGAUGGCUCGUUAGACCCGGAGUCUGAGGAAGAUGUGCCCCUCGAGCCGGAGGAGCUGCAGGAUGCUCUAACUCGGCCUCCGCCGGUCAACAGUAACUAUCUUCCACUCCCUUGGAAUGGACGGUUAGGAUAUGCCUGUUUGAAUACGUAUCUACGAUAUUCCAACCCGCCAGUAUUUUGCUCACGGACAUGCCGUAUCGCUUCGAUCCUGGAAAACCGCCAUCCGCUCCAAGACCCCUCGCAACCGCCCCAUCCAACCAAAAACCGCCCUGACCGGGAGCAGCCUGCAGAUGUCGCCCGCGGCCAGGCUUACGUUGAGUCAUUGGGUCUCGCCAAUGCUCGCGAUCUUAUCAAAAUACUCAAGUGGAACGAUAAAUACGGCAUCAAGUUCAUGCGUAUGAGCAGUGAAAUGUUCCCUUUCGCCAGUCACAAGGAAUAUGGGUACAAAUUGGAGCCAUUUGCUGCAGGCGUAAUGGCUGAAAUAGGUCAAGUCGCAGCUGACCUGGGCCAUCGCGUCACAGUCCAUCCUGGUCAAUUCACACAGUUGGGCUCCCCGAGAAAGGAAGUUACAGAGAACUCAUUUCGCGAUUUGGAAUAUCAUUCUGAAAUGCUGCGGCUUUUGAAGCUGCCGCCACAGCAGGAUCGCGAUGCAGUCAUGAUUCUCCAUAUGGGCGGUGUGUUCGGUGACAAGCAGGCAACUUUGGACCGGUUCCGGGAGAGCUACGCCAAUUUGUCGCAAGAUAUAAAGAACCGACUAGUUCUUGAGAAUGACGAUGUUAGCUGGUCGGUUCAUGAUCUGCUGCCCAUUUGUGAAGAGCUCAAUAUCCCCCUCGUCCUGGAUUACCACCAUCACAAUAUCAUCUUCGACUCGGACCAGCUUCGCGAAGGUACACUAGAUAUUAUGGGUCUUUAUGAUCGCAUCAAAGCGACUUGGAUGCGCAAGAAUAUCACGCAAAAGAUGCAUUACUCAGAGCCAACUGCAGGUGCAAUCACAGGUCGCCAACGGCGGAAGCACAGUCCCCGUGUUGCUACUCUUCCCCCUUGUGAUCCGACCAUGGAUUUAAUGAUCGAAGCAAAGGAUAAGGAGCAGGCUGUUUUCGAAUUGAUGAGGACGUUCAAACUACCAGGUUAUGAAUUGGUCAACGAUAUCAUCCCAUACAUCCGGACCGACGAAAACAAACAGUACAAGCCGCCCCGAAGGUCUCCUAAGAAGAAUGGGUUUGUCGACCUGGAAGCUUUGGUUCCUCCGGAGCCCAACUUUCCUGAAGAGGAAGUCGGCAUGGGUGGUCCUGAGCGAAGAGUCUACUGGCCUCCUGGGAUGGAAGAGUGGCUUCGACCAAAGAGGGUCAUUCGAACAAAGGCAGUCCAGACUGGGCCCAAGAAGAGGAAUAACAAGAAAGCGGCCGAGACCACCACUAAUGAAGAUGGUGAGGCCGAAAAUGGUGCAGCUGAAACUGCUACGCCGGAUACUGGUGCGCCGGAAACGCCAGCCCGGAAGACCACGGCGCGGGUCAAGCGUACGGCUAGUGUGAAGAAGACUACUACUACCAGGAAGCGCAAGGCAUCAGAGACGCCUGUGUCGACGCCGCCGGAUUCGAACGAUGAGGCUACGGAGCCAUCUGACCCACCCGCACCUACUGCGUCGCGAAGAGGCCGUCGAAGUGGACGUGCAAAGAAGGUGAACUAUGCGGAGGAAAGUGAGUCUGCUGGUUGA
Aspergillus chevalieri is the source of this 2181-nucleotide messenger RNA. RefSeq names its product UV-endonuclease UVE-1 (gene MUS18). Gene Ontology annotation, cellular component: mitochondrion; nucleus. Gene Ontology annotation, molecular function: endonuclease activity. Gene Ontology annotation, biological process: response to UV; nucleotide-excision repair; mitochondrial DNA repair. Bases 1 to 2181 code for a protein of 726 amino acids. The transcript is spliced from 2 exons. Lineage: Eukaryota; Fungi; Ascomycota; Eurotiomycetes; Eurotiales; Aspergillaceae. The record is from RefSeq and is a predicted model, not a curated record.